This is a messenger RNA of Adelges cooleyi (spruce gall adelgid), 2039 nucleotides long. RefSeq names its product ATP synthase lipid-binding protein, mitochondrial (gene ATPsynC). The transcript is spliced from 5 exons. The record is from RefSeq and is a predicted model, not a curated record. Gene Ontology annotation, molecular function: proton transmembrane transporter activity. Lineage: Eukaryota; Metazoa; Arthropoda; Insecta; Hemiptera; Adelgidae. The coding region runs from base 190 to 624 and encodes 144 amino acids. Gene Ontology annotation, biological process: proton transmembrane transport; proton motive force-driven ATP synthesis.
UUGGUCGGCCGGAUCGCGGUUACCCGAGCCGCCGCAAUGCCGCACGACCCGGUCACUCAGUCGCCGUGUGUAUCUGUCCUGUUUGUCUAUCAUUCUUUCUCGUCGUUGCUUUUCCAUCACCGUCUGUACGGCUCCACAUUCGAUUUUUAGCUAACCAGCUCAACUAACAGAAAACCACACUAUACAAAAAUGUAUUCCUUAGCCAAAGCCGUUGCACCAGCUGUUCGCUCCGCCAUCCUUUCCAACUCCAGGGCAACUUUUGCCAGGCCAGUCAGUAGCAUUGUGUCGAAUGGACAAUGCACACAAUUGCAACAAAACACACAACAAACUCCGAUUGUACCCAAUGGCAGUUUGCUAAAUUCAGUCAGAGGAUUCCAAACCAGUGUUGUGUCAAGAGACAUUGACUCUGCUGCCAAAUUCAUUGGUGCUGGAGCUGCCACCGUAGGAAUUGCUGGUUCAGGUGCUGGAAUUGGAGUGGUUUUUGGUUGUUUAAUGUUAGCUUAUGCACGUAAUCCGUCAUUAAAGCAACAAUUAUUUUCAUACGCAAUUCUAGGAUUUGCUUUGGCAGAAGCAAUGGGUCUUAUGUGUAUAAUGGUUACAUUUUUGAUGUUAUUUGCUUUUUAAUGUUUUCACUGGUUUGUAUUUUAUGUACUGUGUAUUUUUACAUUAAUGGUUUUUGUUAUUGCUUAUUAAUUGUAACUAUAAUAUUAAUAAUAAUAAUUUACAUUGUAACUUAAAUUAUGAUAAGGUUAAUAUAUAAUGAUUAAAAUUACAAAUUGCUUAGAGAAACUAAUUUCUUUUUUCAUUCCUUAGUAUCCUAGUUUCUAUUAUUAAUAUAUAUUUACUUUGCUUUUAUUCUUGUAAGUAUAUCCAAACCACCCUUAAUCAUAUCCUUAAUGUAUUCUAUCUUGUUUUAACAACUUGAAUGUUAUAACGAUGCAACAUUACUAUUAAUAUCAUUACAAUUACUUUUCGUUAAAUUUUUUCAAAACCCUAAAUGACAAAUUAAUAUUGUAUAAUUGGUGUAAUUUUUGCAUUGUAUAUAAUUAUAAAAAAUAUUUUACUGAAGUUCUAUUCAACAAAAACUAAUUUAUUAUUUACAAUUUUAAAUUGUAUCACAAAAUAAGUUCUGAUAAAAAAAUGAUUACUCUAUUUUCUGUAUUUGCAUUUUAUGCGUUUUAUAGCUUGUUACAUUAAAUUCUAUUUACCAAGCAGAUUGGUGUCAUUAUGCUUAUAUUUAUAGUUUUUUUAUUUACUAUUUUACUCAAAAUAGUUGUAAAUAUUAGUUUAUAAAUUUAAUAUUUAUACAUAUUGCAAAUAUCAUUGAUUUUACUUCUGAGAUAGAUGUUUGUGUUUUCACCCUCAUUGCUUGCUUUGUUAUCACAUUAUUUAAGUUUGUUGCUUGCUGCUCCUCAUAAGCAUGGUUUGGAAUUGUUUGGUUAAUGGUACAAAUGAAGAUAAGCAUACAGAAAUGUAAGUUUAAAUUUUACUUGGUCAUUGUUAAUACUUUAUGUAUAUUAUUGAUGAGGUUUUCACAAUAGUAAGUAGAAAUAAUUGUCUAAACCUUGUUAAUACGUAUGUAAAUACAGUAUGGCCCAAAGGUCGUCUCGUGUCAUUUAUUUCACAAGUAUAUAAUAGUUUAAUUAUUUAAAAAAUUGUACAUUACACAUUUUUGUUAUGUGAAACAUCUUUUUUUUUUUAAACAAGUUUCAAUUAAUUGAUAUGACAUGACAAUUUUGGGAACAUUUAAUUUAAAUAAAAUUGUUUUUUAAUGCAUUACCUUGUAAUUUAUGGUGCAUACAUGGGUUUUUAUUCAUUCUUCAUUGGAUGUUUAGGUAUUUUUUUACCUGAUGAUUCUAAUUAAUCAUGUACACUAUAAUGCUAUUGAUAAAUAUUAUGUUUUGUAAGUGUAAAUUUCGAAGUAGAACUAAUUUGUUUAUUUUACAUGUUAUCAGGUGCUGGAAUUGGAACAGUAUUCGGUUCUCUAAUCAUUGGUUACGCACGUAAUCCAUCAUUGAAACAACAGCUUUUCUCCUAUG